AUGGAUACCCCCAUCAGCAGCAGAGACUUCCACUGCCUGCAGCUGGCCUGUGUGGCCUUGGGUCUGGUGGCCGGCAGCAUCAUCAUCGGAGUCUCAGUGUCCAAGGCUGCGGCUGCCGUGGGCGGCAUCUUCCUCGGUGCUGCUGGGCUGGGGCUCCUCAUCUUUGCCUACCCCUUCCUGAAGGCUCGGUUCAACCUGGAGCACAUCCUGCCUGCAAUAGGAAACCUGAGAAUCCACCCCAACCCAGGACCAGACCAUGGGGAGGGAAGAUCCAGUACCAAUGGAAAUAAGGAAGGAGCCCGCAGCAGCCUGUCCACUGUGACCAGGACCCUGGAGAAGCUGAAGCCAGGAGGCCGUGGGACCGAGGAGGGCUAG
Molecule: messenger RNA, 375 nt
Organism: Sciurus carolinensis (gray squirrel)
Lineage: Eukaryota; Metazoa; Chordata; Mammalia; Rodentia; Sciuridae
Gene: Kncn
Product: kinocilin
Exons: 4
Coding region: 1-375 (124 amino acids)
Cellular component (GO): neuronal cell body; cuticular plate; ciliary basal body
Source: RefSeq, a predicted model, not a curated record